GCGAAUAUAUCCGACGUGCGAGUGGGUGCGACUCGAUAACUCGUGCGCAAAUUUGCUUCUCCGGUUAGACACCGCGGAUCCACUCGGGUGGAUCGCGAUGCAAGUGAGAGCGAAUACGCCGAUGACGCUAGAAACGAAGCUGAGGAAGGGUUACGUCAAGGGUAUUGCUGCAACAUCGUCAGUGAGAAUACCAGCAGAGGCCCCGCCAAACGAGGCAGCUAUCAUCAACGACUCCAAAGAUCAGCGAAAUGAAGCCAAAGUCUCGAUCAACGAUUGUGAGGGAUCCCGAUAUCAUUUUUGCAGUGUACAUCCGUCGGCUGACAUUGGGACAGCUCUGGCUUGUCCUGGAAGCGGUGCAAUCGAGCUAACGAGGGUAUCGAGAGGUGGGAGGAGAAGAAAACAGAAGUCAUCCCCUGGACUACAUCACGAAUUAUCACGUUACGCUGCCACACGCGGCAUGUCGCUCGUUCGUAAAGCUUUACCACUGGCAUGUGUUGCGACGUUACGAAAACAGAUGGAGUCGCUUCUUGUUGAGUUGCCGCAUAAUUCUGUGUCACACUGGAUCAAGCAGUUCGUGAGGCGCCCUCAAUUGCGGCAGCGACAACUUUUGAUAGCUGAGGUUGCAGAGCGGCUAUACAAACCUGCUCGUCUCCCUGUACGCUACCUCGGUGGGUCGCAUUUCAUUUCGAGGGAAAAAGGAAAAACGGACAUGCUCGUAGGUACCGCGAAGAUAAUACACAAGUGCGGCAUUUUCCGGGACACAACCGGCCGUGACCGAAAGAUGUUUGUGAAAUUAGGCUGCCAAGUCCGACCACAUGCGGGUCGAUGGGAGCUGUUUUCCUUCGACGAAGAUGAUGAGUUUGACUUUCUAAAUGUCAUGGUCCGCGGCUGCGCAACGGAGAAGACAGAAGACCAUGCUGGUGUGGCAGACGGAGGCGCAUCGAAGGACUUCGCUGAGGAUGGCAAUCUUUCAGCUUCUGAGAGUAGUAAACGCAAAACAUCAUCGUCAUUAUCACCAUCAACUGUGGCAAGAGCCGACGACGCCUGUGGCAGGGAAAAAGACCGACAGCAGGCGGAGACUGCUGGAGGCCACACAAAGCGCGUCGAUCGUAGUGGAGAACACGUCGUAGGCUGCUUCCUGUUUCCGAAGUCCUACCUGCAGCAUCGCGGCCUAUUGUCCAAGAACCAUUGUGGCGGAAGUGUGUCGCUGACAUUGUACCCUCCCGGAAGCUCUGCACCGGCAAUGCGUCAUACAGGAACCGAUGUUGAACAACGCCAGUACUACUUCGAUCUUUCAUCUGUUGCGGUCCCCUCCAGUGCAACAUCUACCGACGCAAAAUUGCGCAGAAAAGAUGUAUCUGUCGAUAAAACCAGAGAUCUAGUAUCAUCGAGGCUCGUGGCACUUCUCUCUCAAACAGGAAAGGGACAGGCAACGUCUACCCCGGGAAUGGAGCAAUCGGGUAACGAAAUUGAUUCGUUGCCGCAACAAAUGCAACGGGAGGUGAACAGAUGAAAAUUCGUGUGACGGUCUUCAAUUUGCACAGAACACUUCUGGCUGCACCUGCAGCUCAUCCUCAUCAGACAAAAUAUGUUUCCAUUACGAUAAUUUGUGAUGAAUCCGAGAAGCAAUCUUAUUUUGAGAUCUACAGAAGAUGCAUGGUUGAAUGUAUCCGCGUUUCAAGAAGGACGACCCUCCUAUCUAUAGGCUUGUUUUAGCGCCGUCGGUAAGCGCUACUCCUCGUACUUGUACAGCAUGGGCAUACUCCUUGAUGAUUUAAAAGUUGCACAACCACUGUAACCACUCAAAGCUGAAAGAAAAGAGCAUAUCGCGCUGGUGUUGACAGG
This is a messenger RNA of Amoebophrya sp. A25, 1845 nucleotides long. The record is from the annotation of a GenBank genome assembly. NCBI's taxonomy places the organism in Eukaryota, Dinophyceae, Syndiniales, Amoebophryaceae.